AUGGCAUUUCUGUAUAAUAUGGGACCAGGAAACUACUCAGUUGUAACAGAGUUCAUUCUCGUGGGGCUGACGGAAGAUGCUACAAUCCGUGCCAUCCUGUUUGUUGUGUUUCUAAUAAUCUAUUCUUUCACCUUGAUGGGCAACUUGAGCAUCAUCAUGUUAAUAAGAGGCAGUCCUCAGCUUCACACCCCCAUGUACCUUUUCCUCAGCCAUUUGGCUUUUGUAGACAUUGGGUACUCCUCAUCAGUCACACCCGUUAUGCUGAGGGGAUUUCUCAUUAAGGAAACAUUUAUACUUGUUGCUGGUUGUGUGGCUCAACUCUGUUUUGUUGUGACAUUUGGGUCAGCUGAGUGCUUCCUGCUGGCUGCCAUGGCCUAUGACCGCUAUGUGGCCAUCUGUUCCCCUCUGCUCUACUCCACACAGAUGUCCUCCACAGUCUGCACCCUCCUAGUGGGCGCUUCCUACGUAGGUGGAUGUGUGAAUGCUUGGACAUUUACUGGCUGUUUAUUAAAUCUGUCCUUCUGUGGACCAAAUAAAGUUAAUCACUUUUUCUGUGACUAUUCACCCCUUCUGAAGCUUUCUUGUUCUCAUGAUUUUUCUUCUGAAGUCAUUCCAGCAAUUUCUUCAGGCUCCAUCAUUGUGGUCACUGUAUUCAUCAUUGCUCUGUCUUAUGUCUACAUCCUUGUCUCUAUCUUGAAGAUGCGCUCCCCUGAGGGCCGCCAUAAGGCCUUCUCCACCUGCACCUCCCACCUCACUGCAGUCACUCUGUUCUAUGGGACCAUCACCUUCAUCUAUGUGAUGCCCAAGUCCAGCUAUUCCACAGACCAGAACAAGGUGGUGUCUGUGUUCUACACUGUGGUGAUCCCCAUGUUGAACCCCCUCAUCUACAGCCUCAGAAACAAGGAUGUUAAAGAUGCCAUGAAAAAACUGGUGGCUAAUACUCAUUGGUAG
Alexandromys fortis (reed vole) is the source of this 951-nucleotide messenger RNA. RefSeq names its product olfactory receptor 508. Lineage: Eukaryota; Metazoa; Chordata; Mammalia; Rodentia; Cricetidae. Gene Ontology annotation, molecular function: olfactory receptor activity; G protein-coupled receptor activity; odorant binding. Gene Ontology annotation, cellular component: membrane. The record is from RefSeq and is a predicted model, not a curated record. Gene Ontology annotation, biological process: sensory perception of smell; G protein-coupled receptor signaling pathway. The transcript has 2 exons. The coding region runs from base 1 to 951 and encodes 316 amino acids.